AUGACGGUGCUGUAUUGGCUGCUGAUUCCGGUCCUUGGCUUCCUUGUCGGCUUUGUGCUCGACUACGUGUUCCUAGUAAAGUAUCCCGACGAAAUACCCACCAUCAGAUACAGCCGUGGUUUUUGGUCCCAUGUCAGGAGCAACAUUGGUUACUUUACCAGCCAGAAAAGAUGGAUCCAAGAUGGAUACAACAAGUACAACAAAAAGGGCCUGCCAUUUCUUGUCCCGUCGGGCUUAUCACGGCCUUACGACGUCGUGCUGCCUCGAUCCAUGCUCACAUGGCUUCGUGACCAACCCGAAAGUGUCGUGGACGCGCGAUUGGCCCAUAACGUCGGUGUUUACGGCGACUACAAUUUCCUCGACUCACAGAUUAUUCGAUCACCCUUUGGCAUGCGGGCCGUUCAAAAAUCGAUAAACCGCAGCUUGCCAGGUCUUGUCUCUGGCGUGGAUAAAGAGGUCCAGCAUGCUGUCGACUUGGCCCUCAAGGAUGUUGGCAAUGACUGGACGAGUAUCAACCUCUGGGACACGUGGCGGGCCAUUGUGCCCUCCGCGACCAACAGGAUGCUUGUCGGCUCUACCCUUUGUCGCGACGAACGGUUCCUCAACGCCAUGGUUUCGUUUACACAUGCCGUACUGCGAAACUGCGUCCUGCUGCGCUUCGUGCCGCUCAUUCUACACCCUAUUCUGGGCAGAAUGCUGGCAAUAUCCAACUGGAUCCAUUGGAGGCGGGCAUACCGUAGAGUUGGACCUGUAAUAAAGACCCGGAUUGACUACAUGAGCCGCAAAGCCAAAGGGGACCCGGAGCUGCAGAACUGGUCCCCCCCAGAAGAUUACAUCACUUGGCUGGUUCGCUUGGCCCUGGAGGAAAAUCGCGACCAAGAGCUGGAUCCGAUAGUCAUCUCAAAACGCCUGCUGCCUAUAGAGUUCGCAGCCAUCGACACAACCGUCAUCACGGGUGUCUUGUGGAUCCAAGACCUGCUCAAGACACCGUCCGCAGUUGAAGAUCUGACCGCCGAACUGCGUGCUCAUCAGCCGGCCCCUGGCGAAUCUUGGUCUGCCAAGGCGUUGCAAUCACUGCUUCAGGUCGACUCAUCCAUCCGUGAGUCGCAGCGUCUUAGCAACUUCCAUUUAACACUUGUGGAACGCGUCGUCGUGGCAUCGGACGGCUUGUGCCUACCCGGCCUUGGUUGGAAGAUACCAAAGGGCGCACAUCUUACCGUGAAUGCGGACGGCAGCCAUCACGAUGGUGAUUUAUACCAGGACCCCUACACGUACGAUGCGCUGCGCUUCUCAACAAUGCGCAAGGAGCGUGAGGAGCAUCACAACGCCAGCAAUGAUGCGGCAAAACCUCUCGGUAUGGUGACAAUGAACGACCACCACUUUCCAUUUGGCCAUGGAAAGCAUGCAUGGUAA
Molecule: messenger RNA, 1413 nt
Organism: Metarhizium robertsii ARSEF 23
Lineage: Eukaryota; Fungi; Ascomycota; Sordariomycetes; Hypocreales; Clavicipitaceae
Product: Cytochrome P450 CYP559G1
Exons: 2
Coding region: 1-1413 (470 amino acids)
Molecular function (GO): oxidoreductase activity, acting on paired donors, with incorporation or reduction of molecular oxygen; iron ion binding; monooxygenase activity
Source: RefSeq, a predicted model, not a curated record